Malania oleifera is the source of this 678-nucleotide messenger RNA. RefSeq lists its product as uncharacterized. NCBI's taxonomy places the organism in Eukaryota, Viridiplantae, Streptophyta, Magnoliopsida, Santalales, Ximeniaceae. The record is from RefSeq and is a predicted model, not a curated record. Gene Ontology annotation, molecular function: nucleic acid binding. The transcript has 3 exons. The coding region runs from base 1 to 678 and encodes 225 amino acids.
AUGGGACCAUUCCCUGUAUCUUUCGGUUAUGUUUAUAUUUUACUUACUGUUGAUUAUGUCUCAAAAUGGGUGGAAGCUAAAGCUACAGGGACUGAUGAUUCUAAAGUUGCUACCGAUUUUAUCAGUUCAACACAUUCUCCAGGUGUCAACUGUUAUCAUCCACAAACUAGUGGACAAACGGGAGUGUCAAAUCGAGAGAUCAAGUCCAUAAUUGAACAGACGGUGAAUCUAAGUAGAAAAUAUUGGAGUUUGUGCUUGGAUGAUGCCUUGUGGGCGUAUAGGACUGCAUAUAAGAUGCCCAUUCGCAUGUCACUUUAUCAAUUGGUGUUUGGGAAACCAUGCCACCUUCCAGUUGAGUUAGAACACAAGGUUUAUUGGGCCAUCAAGAGUUUCAACAUGAAGAUGGAUGAAAGUGGAGAACACAGGAAGUUGCAACUACAAGAGUUAGAGGAAAUUCGCAAUGAUGCCUAUGAGAGUGCAAGGAUUUACAAGGAAAAGAUGCAGAUUGGACCUUUUGUUGUUACUAAUGUUUUUCCUCAUGGUGCAGUUGAAAUUCAAAGUUUAGCAACUUCCAACGUGUUCAAGGUGAAUGGCCAUAGAAUUAACCCUUUCUAUAAAGGUUUCCAAGUAGAGAACGUGGCAGAAUUGGACCUUGAGGAUCCAAUUUAUACUGAUUGA